GGGAAGGACAGGAAAGUGAGUGUGUGUGCCUCUGUAGAAAAGACAGGCUGCAAAGCCGAAAGUGUCAUGGACUGCAGUUACAGGACAAGAAACAUUUGCAAGUGAGAAGAAAACUGGAAGGCAGCACUAUAUAAAUCAGUAAGGACCUAAAGGAAGGAAAAAAAAUGUCUUAAAUGCUCUGACAUCUAUGAGAAGAGUUGAUGAAGAGUUCUUUAGAAAUUCCUGUAUCAGCAAAUUGGUAAGAGAAAUAAAGGCAGUUAAGACCAUAUGCUAACACAGAUCACCUGGUGCAGACUGAAACCUUUUUUGUAUUUAUUCUUCUUGGAAAAUCAGUUUACUGCAGUUGAAAUGUUGAUGUCUUAAUUACUUCAUGGAAAUCGACAGACAGAGAUUAUGUGUUAUACUUGAUUGAUUUGGAAAUGGCAAUUUCAGCACAGCAUCUGUACCUAAUUUAGAUGCAAUGUAACUCAGGCAUUUUGCAGAUUUGCUUCCUUAACUGCAGCUCAAACUUAACUUUGCAAAAAGAGGAUUAAAAUUGCAAGGGGAAAAAUAUUCAGCUAUACGUGUGGCACCAGCAACAGAACUAAAUUAUUUUGCAAAAUGAAAAUCUAACAUAUGAAAGCAUCAUGGUACAGGAAAGGAGUCCAGAAGACAGUUGUGUCUUAAGCCAAAUUUGUCCUGCACUGGACACAGAACAGUGCAGAGAACUGAGCAAUGUUAGCUACAAGGCAGAACCAGACUGGUGCAAGACCCCAAGUGGUCACAUCAAGAGACCCAUGAAUGCAUUCAUGGUGUGGUCUCAAAUCGAGCGACGGAAGAUCAUGGAGCAGUGGCCGGACAUGCACAACGCUGAGAUUUCUAAACGUCUGGGCAAGAGAUGGAAGCUACUUCAGGACUCAGAAAAAAUUCCAUUCAUCAAGGAAGCUGAAAGACUGAGGCUAAAACACAUGGCUGACUAUCCAGAUUACAAGUACCGACCGAAGAAACGGGGUAAAACUGGUGCCAGCAAGCCCACUGAAAAGCUGCCUGCCAAAAGCAAAAUACAAGUUGUCAGUAGACCCACUGUUAGCAAAGGAGCAAAAACUAAACAAAGUUCUACCAAACUCAAAGCUCCUCAUUCCUUCUUUAAGAAUGAGGACUUAACUUACGAAACUGAUGGUUAUAAGAAUGCUGUGCAAUUGUCCAGCCCAUGUGUAAGUGACAACCACAAGACAAGCAACACAGAGUUAGACAGUGUCAACCAUGUUGAUUUUUAUGAAGAAGUGGAAGAAAACGGAGAAACGGACACCCAGGUCAAGUCACAUAGGUUACUUGGUUUCAGAUCUGUUAAUCAUAGGGUUGGAACAGUGACUGAAACACAGUUCUCACAAAAUGUGCUAAUAACAAAUGAAAAACCAGACCCAAGAAGAUCUCUGGAGCCUGGAUAUACAUCCCCAAUUUCAACAAGAUCCCCAUCAUCUUCUUUUGCCUCUUCAUCUUCCUCAGAUGAAGAACUGGAGGAUGAGAUACUAGAUAUUUUGUCUAGUACAAACUUUGAUAAUAUGACAUCUGGGAGUCUAGACUAUACAUCUCUGGAUAAAGACACGGAUGUAUUUCAUGCAAGCUCAGGGUCACACUUUGAGUUCCCAGACUACUGCACUCCAGAGGUAAAUGAACUAAUUUCAGGAGAAUGGCUUGUGUCAAGUAUUUCUGACUUGGUGUUUACUUACUAAAGAUUCUAGUACAGCCCUUACUGUACAACUUGAGAAAAAUCAGGAAUUUAACAAACCAGCAUUCUGCAGGAGAGGGGCAGCUUUUUUCCCCUUCUUAACAUAUUUGUCAUUGACCUCAAUUUGCAGCCCAACAACACAAUUAUGUGAUUCCUUCCAGCUUUAAAAGUGCAGGUUAAAGGUCAACCAUAUGAAUAAGUAAACUGGAGAAAAGCAAUUAAUGUGCAUAUGCACUUUAAGAGAAACAGAAAGUUGAAGACGCAAACCAAACAUAUAUGGUUUCUUUUACACAUUCAGCUAAGAAAUGGAAAAUGUUUGAAGUGUUAGUAAUUUUAGAGAAUGGGGUUAAUCAGAAAUUAUUGUUUUUAUGAAUGUGGUUUAUCCAGUGCUUAUCACAUGGGUAAAUAACUGAUACCAUUGUUAUUAGAAAAAAACGUUGCUUUCCUAAGUGAUAAAACUUUUACAUACAGGCACCAAAGGUAUUAGGAGUUACAAAACAUUGUUACAAAUGAAAUAUAUGCUAUUUUCUCCAAUGCUCCUGAUACAGUAUAUGCUUCUAGAAAAUGGUACAUGUAUUUCAAUUCUCAUAACAUGCUUUCAUUAUUUUUAUGUAUUUCACAGUAUUGUUUGAUAUGGGUGAAACUGAUGAAAGUCCAUUUUAGUAGUUGUACUAGAAAUAGCUGGUUGUGAUAUGUUUAUAGGUGAGUAGAGCUGAAACCUUGUCAGGAUUGAGUCAUGUAAGAAAAAAUAUAUGUGCCAUUUUGCAAUACAUAUUUUUCCUUCUGCUGUUUGUGCUAGUUAUUAGACAUACUAUGUAUGCGUGAAACAGCUGAAAUGGAAGGUGAAUCAUAGCCACAAGCAGAAUCUGCAACUAUUUCUGUUAAGAAAAGGUUGUAGCAAAUCUUAAAAAAAAUAAAAAAAUAAAAAAAGAUCCCAUACUGCCAUACUGUCCACAGCCUGAAGCCCUCAAAUCAUCCUUGGUCUAUUUUGUUAAAUAAUUCAUGAUAAAAUGCAGAUGCAGUGUUCCUAGACAUUAACAGAUAAUGAGUCAUAUCCAGAAUGGGGUUGUACAAAUCUGAUUGCCAGAGGAAAAUGCAAAAGCCAAACCACCAAAUAUAUACAUAUACUGUGCUAAAUGAAGUUGAUUAGACCGAGAUAAAUAAAAUAAUAAUGAAUGUCAUUAGACAAAAGCAGAAAUAAGCAAACAUAUCUUCACUUGAAGUACAAGACAUUCAAAAAAAUGCAGAAAUAUGGUAUUUUCAUUAAACAGGCAAUGCCUGGUUCUCAGACUAUGAGUUAUUUAUUAAUACAAGUUGAAUCUUAUUUCUUGUUAUUUUAAUGGAAUUCCACUGAAAUUACAAUAUAUUUUUCUUUCAUCAGAAAACCAAAUUCAAGGUUGUAGCUUACUUGUAUUUUAUUUCUUUGAAAUAUAGAAACCUCACUGUAUACUUUUAAACCCCAAGCUAUGUUUUGCAAUGAUAAUGAACUUGACUUAUUAAUCAAAUGCUGUGAUGAUUCAAAUGUUAAAUUUACUGCGUUCUGAAAGGAGCUCCUGGAUAAUAGUCUAAACUGUAUUCGGGACCUUGUUUGAACUUCCUUAGCACAGAUAAUUUAGGGCCCGGUGAUUGUAUGACUAUAACUAAUGACCUUUCUACAGAUUCUCAAUCAUUUAGCUGUUUACCCAAAACAUGGUACUAAUUCCAAUAAUUUUCUGAACUAAAAUCUGCUCAUUUUAUAAUUUAAGCAGAAGAGGUGUUAGAAAAAAAAUGUUAGUUUCAUGAUCCAUUAAAUGUACCCAUGUGAGAUACAAGCAACAUAUGCAACUUUUACUGAGAAGGGAAAAAAGGGAUGCAGAAUGAAGUACAUACAAAACCAUUUUUUCUGUUUUUUCCCAGUAAUUAAUGGUUUAUUUUCAAUGUCAGGCUGAAUAUGUAAUGAAAUAAGAAAACAUCAAACUGUUGUUGCACCUUUUUUGGGGGGAGGGGAGCUCUCUAGCAAGCCUUCCAUUUAUUCCCUAUUUUGCCAGAGGCAACUUCUAGUAAUUGCCUGCACUAUACUUCAGACUGCCUCUCUGGGGACAAUGGGUCUAUGAAAAGAUGUAGCCUACGACUCUAGCUUGGUUUCAGCUGCUUGAUUGUGCCAUCUAAGAGUGGAAAGAAAUGUUUAAUUUGCCAGCUGUCUUCACUACCUUCAG
Messenger RNA from Protopterus annectens (West African lungfish), 3903 nucleotides. RefSeq names its product SRY-box transcription factor 12 (gene SOX12). Lineage: Eukaryota; Metazoa; Chordata; Ceratodontiformes; Protopteridae. Gene Ontology annotation, molecular function: RNA polymerase II cis-regulatory region sequence-specific DNA binding; DNA-binding transcription activator activity, RNA polymerase II-specific. Gene Ontology annotation, biological process: positive regulation of transcription by RNA polymerase II; anatomical structure morphogenesis; cell differentiation. The transcript has a single exon. The record is from RefSeq and is a predicted model, not a curated record. The coding region runs from base 627 to 1712 and encodes 361 amino acids.